This is a messenger RNA of Ostertagia ostertagi, 726 nucleotides long. NCBI's taxonomy places the organism in Eukaryota, Metazoa, Nematoda, Chromadorea, Rhabditida, Trichostrongylidae. The record is from the annotation of a GenBank genome assembly.
AUGAAUGCCAAGAGUCCGUUGGUUCACCGAUUCUCCGAUGCGGCCAAGGAUCCACAGAAGUUGGCUGAAUUGAAGAUGUUGUUGAAUGUACUCUGCCACGAGACUUCUUAUGUCGAUGAGUGCCGUGUGUUCGUCUCUAAGCUUGACGUCAUCGUCAAGAAGCUGGAGCCAUUUUUGCAGGAUGCUCACCGUGUCUGCAAGUCGUUCCACAUGUGCUCAAACUCUCGCCUUGAGGCAUUCCACCGAAUUGGACUACUGUACGCAAAGAGGACAUUGAACAAAGUCGAAGGAAUGAAGGAUUUCGUCUGUGACGAAUGCCAAUUCGCCGCUCGUGAACUGAAGAUUAUUGUUGAGGAUAAGGAGAAGCAGCAGGAAAUCCAUAUCUCGUCGAACAGCUUCCUUCUGAGAUGUUCGGAGCUCGACACAAUGUUGAAGGACCCCAAAAUGGCCUGCGCUGAUGUUGGUUUCUGCCCGCGUACCAGCCCACCACGCAAGCUGACUGCUGCUUAUGAGGAAACUCCAAUUCAUCCGAUGCACGCCUUCUUCCGGGCUGCAAAAACAAUCAAGACACCGACUGGUAGCGUUCUGAUGAGUUGUCUGGAAUGCAAGAUUGCCGUCGAGGAAGCAAAUCAACAGCCUUAUCGCCGACAGGAACAACCAGGCCGCCGCCGUCCAGCAAUUUGCUUGCCACAAGCUCUUACCGUCGAACUUCUCUGCCAGCUGUGA